This is a messenger RNA of Musa acuminata AAA Group (dessert banana), 654 nucleotides long. RefSeq names its product NADH dehydrogenase [ubiquinone] 1 alpha subcomplex subunit 13-B-like. NCBI's taxonomy places the organism in Eukaryota, Viridiplantae, Streptophyta, Magnoliopsida, Zingiberales, Musaceae. The record is from RefSeq and is a predicted model, not a curated record. Bases 139 to 366 code for a protein of 75 amino acids. The transcript has 3 exons.
CUCGCCUACCACUUGAAACUAUUGGAUCGAUCCGUUCGAUAGAUCAGUGGAGAGGGGAAGAAGGAAAGGAAGGAGCUCGGCGAUCGUCGUGGUGAUCAGGUAAGGAUGACGGAGGCGGUGGUGUAGAAGAAGACGGGGAUGACGAGCGUGUGGGAGAUGCCGCUCCUCCAGGAUGGACCGCCGCCGGGCGGAUUCCCGCCCGUGCGGUGCGCCCGGCGCAUCCCCAUCAAGGGCCCCAGCGCCGCCUCCAUCUUCCUCGUCGCCCUUGGCGCCUUCUCUUGCGGAAUGUACCAGGUCGACCAGGGUAAUCGCAUCCGCCGAGCCAUACUACCAAUGCUUCAAGCUGAGAAGAUGAAAGGUUUGUGAAGGAGUGGAAGAAAUAUUUGGAAGAGGAGGCCAGGAUUAUGAAAGAUGUUCCUGGAUGGAAGGUAGGAGAGAGUGUGUAUAACUCUGGAAGGUGGAUGACUCCAGCAACAGGUGAGCUGCGACCGGACGUCCGGCGAUUUCAAGAUUCAGCUACCAUGAGAUCUAUGUAAGUUUGGGUGUGUUUGCAUACCUUCAAACUUUGCUCCAAACUUAUUUGGUCCUGUUAAACCACAUAUGCAUCUUAAACUCAUACCAAUUAUAUAGCAUUGUGAUUUGGAUUUGAUGAUA